GAGUUGAGCACUUGUGUACAAUCACAUCCCUUGAGUACCUGUGUUGAGUGUAAUUAAAAGUGCGCCGGUUAAAUUCCGCCCUUCAUUCUCAUUUGUGCGCAAUAAUUUUUUCGUGGUAGUGAUUUGAAAAAUAAUUCAUGGCUUUUCCAAGGAGAACGAUAAAUUAAAAUGAUGAAAAUCCAACUCUCCGGAGACUUCAAAAUAUUCCCGAACGAUUUAACAAUUACCUAAUAGACAACUGAAGAUAAUGCCGCUAUCAGAAUGAGAUGGAAAUUGCGCUUCUAUUGUUUGACGAUGAAACAUCGAUACGAGGCAUUGUAUCGGGACUCAAUGGAAAACAGUAAUCUGGCAAUUAGUAAAGAUGACCGUGUCGUAUCAGUACGAGGUCGCAAGCUCGACCAGCGGUGGAUUCACUCGACUCCUGUUUAUGUGGAGGGGCUCCCUCUACAAACUGAUCUACAGGGAAUUGCUGUUAUUCUGUGUACUCUUCGGGGCUAUUUCUGCUAUCUAUCGAUAUAUUUUUAAUGACACCUACAAGAGGAAAUUUGAAUUGCUAGUAGUCUACUGUGACACCUUCAUCAGUCUCAUUCCUCUGAGUUUUGUCCUCGGUUUUUACGUUGCAUACGUAGCAGCACGAUGGUGGCAGCAGUACAUGGCAAUCCCCUGGCCAGACAAAGUGAUGCACAGUGUCGCCCUGUACGUGACGGGUAACGACGAUUAUGGACGCAUGCUGCGUAGGUCAUUAAUGCGCUACCUCAACUUAUCACUGAUAUUGGUUCUGCGGUCCAUAAGUUCGGCCGUAAAACGCCGAUUUCCAACGCUAGACCACGUCGUUGAUUCGGGAUUUAUGACUGCGCUGGAGCUAGAACUGUUUCUAUCGGUGCCUAGUGUAGAGUUUAAUACCUAUUGGAUACCAUGCACGUGGUUUAUCAACUUACUCAAGGAGGCUCGACGGACGCACAGACUCCCAGAUGCUCAGGGACUCAAGAUUAUCAUGGAGGAAUUCAACGAUUUCCGUUCAAAAUGCGGACUUCUCUGGAGUUACGAUUGGGUAUCGAUUCCCCUAGUUUACACUCAAGUAGUUACAUUGGCGACAUACAGUUUUUUCGUAGUAGCUCUGAUAGGCAGACAAUACAUAGAAGGCGACAAGAAGCCCUUUCAAAUGGAGCUCGACCAGUAUUUACCAAUCUUCACGAUUCUCCAAUUUUUCUUCUACAUGGGAUUAUUAAAGGUGGCAGAGCAACUGAUAAACCCCUUUGGCGACGACGACGAGGACUUCGAGUUGAAUUGGCUCAUUGACAGGCACACGAAGGUCUCGUAUCUCGGUGUUGAUACUCUGAUGAAUCGGUGUCCACCUCUUGUCAAAGAUAUCUACUGGGACUCGGAGGAUCUCAUACUGCCUUAUACUGAAGCCGCUGCUGCGUAUAAACGCAAAACCUAUCGUGGCAGUGUCGCCAAUAUGAUGGUUCCCGAGGAGAAGCAAACAAUGUUCCUGCCAGAAAUAACCGAAGAGGAAGAGUCCGAGCAACAAACCCCCACCCCGAGAACAUCCACCGCGAGCCUGACAACACAUUCGAACGACAGUCCCCUCAAUGGCAAGCGGCAGAUCAUCGGUAAUCCCUCAGCCUCGAAAGUCUCCCGAAAUUACCCGGAGACAGUUAUACCACUGGAUCUCCACGAGUUUAACGAGAUUGAAGGACAGUCUGUGUCGUCUGCCCAGAAGAAAUCCGUGAAGUUGACGCCCAAGGUCGAGAGGAGAAGGUUCUUUCCAUUUCCCCCGAAGGCGCAGCCCAACAUUCGCCCUUGGCCGAGUGCCACAAACCUCGAAGAAAGUACUCUGACUUAUGCGAGUACAAAGGAAAAUGGAGACCCUGAGAAUGCGCUUUCGUUAUCGAUUCAGAGUCCACCGCCUUACAUCACCGUUCGCAGUGAGUCCCAGGAUGAUCCGAGUGAAGAGGCCCAGGGUUUCUUCAACUCCGCCUUCUCCCAGGAGCAUCUUCCAGAGGUCAGCGAGGUCUCGUGCGGUAUCAGAAGCGUCGGUGACUCCCCGAAGACGAGAACUGCCCCGAAGUUCCUGGUGAGACGACAGGGCUCCGUGGGCAGUGGCCCCAAGAAGAAGGGCAUCAGGUGGAAACGACCGUUGGACACGCAUGUCAGUAGGCGAAGAACUGUGGACUGCCUUCCUUCGGCUAAGAAGAUCAUCUCUCAAACCAGCAGUACGCCGGAUUUGAAGAGUUUCACUGUUGGUGAUCAUAGAGACGUUUUUGUGCAUAAACGCGCGGUCAGUGAGGAGAAGGAGUCGUAGUGGCUUUCCGUUGGCGGGUUGUUGGGGAACAUGAAGGUCUUGGGAGGGGUAGUCACGAAAAUUUCGCUAUCUCCCUUAGAUUCGGAAAUAUUCCUCAAAAACUCAACUGGGAGAUAAGUCGACUUAUCUCCGUUUACCACUUCGCUACUGAAUUAAUGAAUCAACUUCGGACUCAUCUAUUCUUCGGCAAAAAUGUUGAAAAAACUUUGUUGAAGACUUUAUUACUAAAAAAAUCUCCAUUGAUCAUUUCGGCUAAUUCUGAUUUCCAUCCUCGGAAAUUGAAGAUUUUUUUCUGAAGAAUGAAAGGAAUAAUAACGAAUCGCUUUGAAUUAUGAAUCAUAUUGACGAUUCAAGAUCUUCAGAUUGCGAUGCUAAUUAAAAAUUCCUUUUGAUUUGCCAUCAAUUGGGUCGUGUCUCACUUUCGCUUUUAUUUUGAAUGAUUCAGACGCCGCCUGGGGGACUAUUCGAAUUACUUUUCUCAGAUGUUGUACAAUACCUUAAUGAGAACACUUGCCUCAGGCUUUUCGCUCUCUUUUUUCAUCGCGAGUGAAAAAGAAUGGGGAAUGAAGAGGGAAUAGCGGACAACUUCCGCUGAAUACGUGGAUUUUACAUUGGGUUUAUGCCCCAAAACAUGAAAGGAAAUGUUCAAACAAUUAGUGUUUUCAAUCUGUUGAGAUGAAUUCAAGAUGAGGUGUUUUGUCGACAAUGAAUAUUGUUAAUAUUACCCAAGGAAAUCUAUUUUUUAUAUAAUGAUAAUUAUGAUUCAGUAUUAUGUAAUUGUAUUCAAUCCUAGAUGGACUAAUUUAUCAGUCUCUCAAGAGGAAGGAUUAUUAUGUAGUUAAUUCGAUUUAAUUUAAUUAUUAAAUAUGUAAAUAUUGUAAAUAUGUCGAUAGUGAAUUAAUGGAAAAAUAGAAAUUAAAUGAUGAUGAUGGAUUGAUCGUGUUGGUUACCAUUUCAAUUAAAUAAAUAAAUUGAUAUUCAAAAAA
Molecule: messenger RNA, 3291 nt
Organism: Diachasma alloeum
Lineage: Eukaryota; Metazoa; Arthropoda; Insecta; Hymenoptera; Braconidae
Product: bestrophin-4
Exons: 8
Coding region: 362-2305 (647 amino acids)
Molecular function (GO): chloride channel activity
Source: RefSeq, a predicted model, not a curated record